CAGGAGGGGGCGGGGCCUGCUCAUUCCGUCGAAGCCGCCCUCGACGCCGGUGGUUGUGGCUGUUCCUCCGUCAUGUUUUCCCUCAAGGCGCCCAAGGCCACCUUCCGGUCCUACCUUUUGCCUCAGGCUGAAGAGAAGAUCACGCCCGAGCCCAGGCUUAAGAAGUUGGAGCCCAUUCUUUUGCCAGGUGAAAUUGUGGUGAACGAAGUGAACUUUGUGCGGAAAUGCAUCGCAACGGACACCAGCCAGUACGAUCUCUGGGGGAAACUGGUUUGCACCAAUUUCAAGAUCUCCUUCAUUACGGAUGACCCCAUGCCCCUUCAGAAGUUCCAGUACAGGAACCUUCUCCUCGGAGAGCACGAUGUUGCAUUAACAUGCAUUGAGCAAAUCGUCACAGUGAAUGAUACGAAGAGGAAGCAGAAAGUCCUGGGGCCAAAUCAAAAGCUUAAGUUUAAUCCAACGGAGCUGAUCAUUUACUGCAAAGACUUCCGUAUCGUCCGGUUUCGUUUCGAUGAAGCAGGACCAGAAAGUGCAAAAAAGGUGUGCCUUGCCAUCGCCCAUUAUUCCCAGCCAGCGGAUCUCCAGCUCCUCUUUGCCUUUGAGUAUGUGAGCAAGAAGUACAAUAACCCAGCCAAAAAGGUGAAUGGCUUAGACCCUGGAGGAGGUGGUGGCGGCCCUCAGACCCCGUUGUUUGAAACCUACUCCGACUGGGAUCGAGAGAUCAAGAGAACCGGAGCCUCCGAAUGGCGCGUCUGUUCCGUCAACGAAGGCUACAUGAUCUCUACCUGCCUUCCAGAGUACUUUGUGGUGCCUUCGUCUUUGGCGGAUCAAGACCUAAAGCUGUAUUCCCACUCCUUCAUUGGGAGACGGAUGCCGAUGUGGUGCUGGAACCAUUCCAAUGGAAGCGCCCUCGUGAGAAUGGCCCACAUCAAGGAUUCUUUGCAGCAGCGGAAGAUUGAUCAACGGAUUUCCAAUGCUGUCACCCGAAGCCACCCGCAGAGGAGCGACGUUUACAAAUCUGACUUGGACAAAGCUUUGCCAAACAUCCAAGAAAUCCAGUCUGCCUUUCUCAAACUCAAGCAGUUGUGUGUGAACGAGCCAUUCGAAGAAACUGAGGAGAAAUGGUUGUCCUUGCUGGAUAAUUCCCAUUGGCUUGAGUAUGUCAGGCUUUUCCUGAAGCAUUCUGCAGAGCUUGUCUACAUGUUGGACAGCAAGCGUGUUUCAGUAGUUUUGCAAGAGGAGGAAGGACGGGACCUGAGCUGCUGCGUGGCUUCCCUGGUUCAAGUGAUGCUGGACCCCUUCUUCCGGACCAUGGUUGGCUUCCAGAGCCUGGUUCAGAAGGAGUGGGUCAUGGCCGGAUACCCGUUUCUGGAUCGGUGCAACCACCUCAAGAAAUCCGACAAAGAGUCUCCCUUGUUCUUGCUGUUCCUGGACUGCGUUUGGCAACUGCUGGAGCAAUACCCCUCUGCCUUCGAAUUCUCCGAAGCGUACUUGACGAUCCUGUACGACAGCACGCGGAUCUCCUUGUUCGGCACCUUCCUCUUCAACUCUCCGCACCAGCGAGUCAAGCAGAGCACGGAAUUUGCCAUCAGCAAAAACAUCCAGCUGGGCGACGAGAAAGGCCUGAAAUUCCCUUCCGUUUGGGACUGGUCUCUGCAGCACACGGCGAGGGACCGCAUGCUCUUCCACAACCCCUGGUACAUCGGGAAGAACGCGCCCUGCGUCCAGAACGGGGCCGUGAAAUCCUUCAAGCGGACAAAGAAGAACUACAGUUCGACGCUCCGAGGCCUCCCGCCGUCCCUCAAAAACGGGAUCAUCGGCGAGCAAGACUUCCUCCCGCGGAGAAACUCCCUCAUCCUCAAGCUGAAGCCGGACUUCCUCCUCCACCACGCAGACAACGACAACGCCAACGGCACGGAGCAGUAUUUCCGGGAGUGGUUCUCCAAGCCUCCCGACCUGCACGGCGUCCUCCUUCCGCGCCUCUCCGGGACGCAGAUCAAACUCUGGAAGCUCUGCUACUUCCGAUGGGUCCCGGAGGCCCAGAUCAGCAGCGGCGGCUUCAUCACGGCCUUCCACAAAAUCUCCUUGCUGGCGGACGAGGUGGAGGCCUUGAACCGGAGCCUGCGGCGGCACCACGGGGUCCCGCCGUCGCUGGCCGAGCUGGACCAGAGCCGGAUGUAUUUCCGGGCGGCCGAGCGCAACGACUCGUCCGCCAGCCCCGAGUUCCUCUCGUCCUCCUUCCCCUUCUCGCCCGUCGGGAACCUCUGCCGGCGGAGUAUUUUGGGGACGCCGCUGAGCAAAUUCCUGAGCGGGGCCAAAAUCUGGUUGUCCACAGAGACGCUGGCCAACGAGGAUUGAUACCUUCAGGAUGAGGGAUGAGGACUAGCACCUUGACGCCACACUGCGGAACCACAGCACCGGAAGCUGUAAUAACUUUAUAUAUACUAAGGCAGGUCUGAGAAAGCUUUGGCCUUCCUUCCAGGUGUUUUGGACUGCAACUCCCAGCAUUCCUAACAGCCUCAGGCCCCUUCCUUUUCCCCCUCCGCCGCUUAAGCGGCGGAGGGGGAAAAGGAAAGGGCCCGAGGCUGUUAGGAAUGCUGGGAGUUGUAGUCCAAAACACCUCGAGGGCUGAAGUUUGCCCAUGCCUAUACUAAGGUUACCUUUGGAGUGUAUCACGCUAUGCUGUUAUUUCACUUUCAUGGGAUUUGCUGUAUAGGGGAAGGCCUUUCUGAUUCUCAACCAGAGAGAUCCCGGGCUUUCAAAACUACAAAUCCCAGAACCUCCCCUUCCAGGAGGCAGCCAUAGGAUUUAAAGUGUGGAAUAGCAGCACUUUUUUAAACAGCAUAGCGCGAUAAUAUUCUCCUUUGUUUUUGCACAAAGUAUUUUAAAAAGUCUCAUGCUUUCAAAACCGCACAACCUUUUUUUCCCCUGAUCUCAAAUCUAGUCUUUCUUUUUAAGCAGCGGUUCCCAACCUUUGGGCCUCCAGGUGUUUUGGACUUCAUCUCCCACGCUUCCUAACAAGCUGGGAUUUCUGGGAGUUGAAGUCCAAAACACCUGGAGGCUCAAAGGUUGGGAACCACUGUUGUAAAGCCAUUCUUCCUGCACUCAUAUAUAUACGAGGGUUAUCCAGAAAGUAGAUUACGUUUUGGAAUUAAAAAUGAACAAAGUAUAGGAGAAAAUAUUUACCAUUUUUAGUUGAAAGCCACACCCAAAUACCGCUUCUCAACAUAGUCGUCAUUCAAAUCUAGGCACUGAUCGUAGCGAUGAAUGAGCUUGGCAACUCCUUCCCCACAAAACUCUGCCGCUUACAUCCUCAAAAAGUAUAGGAGAAAAUAUUUACCAUAUGCAGUUGAAAGCCAGACCCAAAUACCGCUUCUCAACAUAGUCGCCAUUCAAAUCUAGGCACUGAUCAUAGCGAUGAAUGAGCUUGGCAACUCCUUCCCCACAAAACUCUACCACUUGCGUCCUCAAAAAGUAUAGGAGAAAAUAUUUACCAUAUGCAGUUGAAAGCCACACCCAAAUACCGCUUCUCAACAUAGUCGCCAUUCAAAUCUAGGCACUUCUCAUAGCGAUGAAUGAGCUUGGCAACUCCUUCCCCACAAAACUCUGCCACUUGCGUCCUCAACCAGUUGGUCACCCCUUUCCGCAGCUGCGCAUUGUCGCCAAAACGCCGCGUUGAGGACGCAAGUGGCAGCGUUUUGUGGGGAAGGAGUUGCCAAGCUCAUUCAUCGCUAUGAUAAAUGCCUAGAUUUGAAUGGCAACUAUGUUGAAAAGUGGUAUUUGGGUGUGGCUUUCAACUGCAAAUGGCAAAUGUUUUCUCCUAUACUUUGUUCAUUUUUAAUUCCAAAACGUAAUCUACUCUCUGGAUAACCCUCGUAUAUAUCAUUUUUCAAGGUUGUUUUUUUUUCCCCCAUCCCAGCAAAGGCUUUAUUGUGGUGGAUCAUUUCAGUUCCUUUGCUCUGUGAUGAAUCUCCUCUUCCCACUUUGCUGACGGAAGCAAGUCUCUCACCGUCAGCUUGCACUGAUGAAUAGAUGAAGACAGAGAGCGGAGGGGGAGAAAAAGAGAAGCAGAUUUGCAGGGUCAGGUUUGAUUGCCCUUAUAUUGGUCGACAAAUUGCAGAUUUAUGGCAUGAGCCGGCCGAGGCGAGGCACUUUAAACACCCAUUGAUUUCCACAGUACUUCUAAAAUAUCCUUCUCCCUUGAAAUGUAUUAGAUUUAAAAGCAUUUACUUUUGAAUGCGCCAAUAUGGGCAUGAUCUGGUUUCACCCUGCAAGUCUGCUUUUUUUUCCCAUCCUCUUUCAUGCAUCCAAGGCUUCCUUUUUAGUUUAUAAAGCAGAGAAAUAGUGUUGCCGGAGGCUUUCAUGGCCAGAAUCACAAGGUUGUUGUGUGUUUUCCAGGCUGUAUGGCCAUGUUCCAGAAGUAUUCCCUCCUUAUGUUUCGCCCACAUCUAUGGCAGGCAUCCUCAGAGGUUGUGAGAUAUAUGCCUGCCAUAGAUGUAGGCGAAAGGUCAGGAGAGAAUACUUCUGGAACAUGACCAUACAGCUCGGAAAAUACACAACAACCCAGAGAAAUAGUGUUGGCUUAUGACAUUGCAUUGAGUCCCCCUCAUUGUUUGCUGUUGUUUAUCAAAGCCAGUUUCUGCACAUUUUGUCAUUUUAGAUCCAAAAUAGAUCUUCAGGAAGGGAUUUGGAAGUUAUCUAGAGUCCAAAAUAGUUUCAGGGCAGGCGGAGGAAUGCUUACCCUCAACUCCAGGGAGCAUCUAAGGGGGAAAUUUGUUUAUUUGGCUUUUUCAAAAGGUCUUUGCUAGUGGUUUUCAACCUGUGGGUCCCCAGGUGUUUUGGCCUACAACUCCCAGAUAGCCCAGUGAGUUUCCCAGCUGUUAGAAUUUCUGAGAAGGCCAAAACAUCUGGGGACCCACUGACCUAUGGCCUCUGUAGGCUCCAUUUUCCUGGUUUAAGGUAUCUUUAUGGAAGUACGGGAUGUGCCACUGAUGGCUGAUACUCAUAAAACCCUGUCGCCACAAUUUCUGCUUCCUUCUCAUGAGGAAAAUCCCCCUUUUGCUUUGGCUUCACUCAUAACCUGGGCUAAAGGGGAAUCUGGAUUGCUUUCACUGUGGUUCUGAAGGCAGAAUUUGGCUGCUAAGGUCAUUACAAUUUGCACAAACCCCAAACCAGGCAUGCCGGCGGUAGCCUUAGAAGUGCCUUUCGUUGCCUUGAAAGUCUUUUUUAUUUUUUAAACUUGGAAUAUAAUUAUUUGAGAAGCUCAUAUUCUACCCAGUUGCCAGGUUCGCAAUCAUAUAAUCAUUUACGGACAUUAACAAAAGGCACGAUCUUUCGAGCAUCAAAGGAAACCUUGGUGUCAGAAUAGGGCUAACUGAGCUGUACCUGGUGGGAAACCUUUUCUUUCACCUCCCGAUGUUUCCAUUCUUGCCUACUGAACCCUUAGCCCAUAAAGGGCCAACGGAGGUGGACUGGUUACACUGGAAAAUCACGACACCUUUCUCUCCUUAUAACCAAGGGAGCACGGUUCACGUUUUGUAUGUGUCCUGACUUUUCAUCCUUUUUUAUAAACCGCUGUAUGAACUUUACUGAGGUGGGUCUGCUCCUGACACCUAAAAGUCUUAACCGUGUUUGAGAUGUAAUAAUUUUUGCUAAAGUGAGAUGAAUAUAUUUUGCAAAAUAGGAAAAGUUACUUGGUAAGAUGUUGGAACUGUUGAGAUGUGUUGCAUAAUAUAACCCAGGCAUGGGCAAACUUGGGCCCUCCAGGUGUUUUGGACUGCAACUCCCACCAUUCCUAAGAGCCUCAGGCCCUUUCCUUUCCCCCUCAGCCGCCUCAGUUCUCUUGUGAAACUGGGGAGUUUUCCCGAGAAGCCAGAUUAGGUUUGAGAACGGAGGGAGUGAAGAAUAGACUAAUUAGGCGUUCUGAGAGAAUCCGUGAGAAGUCCUUGAAGCCCAGGUGCGUCUGGCAUCUCAUGGCCUGAGGCUGUUAGGAAUGGUGGGAAUUGCAGUCCAAAACACCUCGACGGCCCAAGCUUGCCCAUGCCUGAUAGAACCUGAACAAAGCCCCCCCCCCCCUUUUGCAAUUUUGUUAACUAUGUCUUUUGUAGCUGACAACCUUUUCUUAUCCUUUUUGGUGUUUCAGACGUUUGCCUUUUCAAAAUAGCUGCCUAUCAACUGCCCUUAAACCAAAUGGAGUAGAGAGGAUUUUUAUAGCUGCAGUGAGAGAAUGAAAGCAAAAGAAGACUAGGUAGGAAAGAAAGCUUUUUCCCCCCCAGUUUAAUAGUGAAGUAAGAAUGCUGAGCAGCAAAAAAUGCGGGCGUCUGUAAUAGAGCCGCCGGUGGUGGAAUGGCCCCUUUAAGGAUUGUGAAAGGUAGGUAAUAGAAAGAAUUGGCAAAGUGGGCAUUGAUUUGCAUCCUCUCUGCAUCUGAUCCCAUGGAUUUGGCACAUUGCAGAAAGAAUGCAGAUUGGCACCGCUUUAACUGCCACGGGAUCAUGGGAGCUUUAUUUUGGCCAGCACUCUUUCACAGAGAAGGCAAAAGGCCUUGCGAAAUUAUAAAUUCCUUAACACUGAACCAUGGCAAAUAAAGCGAUAUCUAUCUGAAUUAAUAGCUCAAAGGACAAUAAAAACUGCCUUACUGUCUUCCUGAAAGGCCUGGAUGGUCACCUCCCACCACCUUCUCCUCUUUAUAUACAGUUUUCUCCUUCUAAAGGGCUCUUUCGGAACCAGGUACUUUACAUUUGAUUUAUAUAUAGAUAUAUAUACAAAUAUAGGAAAAGCAUAGCUUAUUUUUGUAUCUUCCCCACCUCCUCAAAUCAGCCCUUAAGGGAGCCCUAGUUCAUAUAAUACCACACCAAAGGGGAUCUUUUGCUCCUCGUUGUGGUCCAAGCGGAAGCCGACUGUUACGUGAUUUCACAUAGAAGUGCAAUUAUACUUCAUUCUUUUGCGUAGGUCAUGAACCAAAGAGGAGCCACUGGAAGAGUACGGUUCAAUAGGCAGCCUGUUUCAGUAUUGGUUGUUAAUAGAGUUCUCCUCCCCGUCCCUUUAUUUUUGGCUGUUAAAUCUCCAAAGAAAAGGCAUCCCGUGAAAGCCAAGCUGGGCUUCCCGAAGGCAAAGUUUGGCUAUCACUGGGAGCUCUGCUUUUCUGACUUUGGUGGGAAAAAUAAAAAGAGUUUGGAAGGAAAUCUUCAGCCUUGAUGCCUAGCCAUGCCUUACUCAAGCAAUGUCGAGCGGGCAGGGACGAGCGCAGCCCUGCCACGGUUGUGAAUGUGAAGUAAAACAGAUUUAAUAAAUUAAAAACCAACCCCUUUC
Messenger RNA from Anolis carolinensis (green anole), 7309 nucleotides. RefSeq names its product myotubularin related protein 10 (gene mtmr10). The record is from RefSeq and is a predicted model, not a curated record. Gene Ontology annotation, cellular component: membrane; cytoplasm. NCBI's taxonomy places the organism in Eukaryota, Metazoa, Chordata, Lepidosauria, Squamata, Anolidae. Gene Ontology annotation, molecular function: phosphatidylinositol-3-phosphate phosphatase activity. The transcript has 16 exons. Gene Ontology annotation, biological process: phosphatidylinositol dephosphorylation. The coding region runs from base 73 to 2358 and encodes 761 amino acids.